AUGGCGGCGGCGACGGCGGCGGCGGCUUCGGCGCCUCAGCAGCUCACGGAUGAGGAGCUUUUCUCUCAGCUCCGCCGUUACGGGUUGUCUCCGGGUCCCGUGACGGAGAGCACCCGGCCGGUCUACCUCAAGAAGCUGAAGAAGCUUCGCGAGGAAGAGCAGCAACAGCAGCAGCACCGGGCGGGGGGCCGCGGCACCAAGACGCGGAACAGUAAUAACAAUAACACGGCGGCCGCGGCGGGCGCAGCCGCGGCUCCGGCGACGCUGGCUCCGGCGGGGCUGGGGGGCCGACCGGGCUCGGGGGACCUCGCGUACUUACGGAGUCCCGCGGGCCUCGGCCGCCUGUCGGCCUCGGCUCCGGAGAGCCCCGUGGGAGGCUCCGGGGGCGCGGCGGCCGUCCCCGCGGCGGGCAGCAAAGUGCUGCUGGGCUUCAGCUCCGACGAGUCGGACGUGGAGGCCAGCCCGCGGGAGCCGGCGGGCGGCGGCGGCGGUGCGCGGAGAGACCGGGCUGCGCUCCAGUACCGCGGGCUCAAAGCGCCGCCGGCGCCCCUGGCCGCCGGCGAGGUGACGAGCGGCCACUUGGCCGAGCGGAGGAAGCCCCACUCGUGGUGGGGGGCGCGGAGGCCCGCGGGCCCCGAGUCGCAGCCCCCGACGGGGAGCGACGGAGCCGCGGAGGACGUGGACGAGGAGGUAGCGGACGGGGAGGACCGGGAUCCCGAGGCCGAGGAGCCGCUGUGGGCCAGCCGAGCGGUGAACGGCAGCCGGCUUCUCCCCUAUAGCUGCCGGGAGCACUACUCGGACUCGGAGGAGGAGGACGACGGCGACGUGGCCUCGGCCAGACAGGUAUUAAAGGACGACUCCCUUUCCCGGCAUCGACCCAGACGGAGCCAUAGUAAGCCGUUCUCCGCGCUGACUGCUAAAUCCGGCGGCAGCCGGCAGGAGACUUCGGUUCAGGGAGGAGGGGGAGGACUCGCGAUGAAUGACAGGGCGGCGGCCGCCGGGAGUCUAGACAGGAGCCGAAACCCGGAGGAGGCGGCGGCCGAGCCGGGGGGAGGAGGAGGAGGAGGAGGAGGAGGAGGAGGAGGAGGAGGAGGAGGAGGAGGAGGAGGAGGAGGAGGAGGGGGGUGCGAUCAAGUGGACUCCAUUCCUCGAUACCGUGCCGGCGCGAAGAAGCUGCCCCCGCUCCUGUCGCCGCCGAGCAGCCCCGACGCGGAUUCAACCUUGGAGUCGCCCACGGGGACCCUCCUCAAAACCAAUAAUCACAUAGGCGGCGUGGCCUUCGGCGUGGAUCCCCCCAGCGUGUAUGCCAACAGCCUCCCUCCCGGGGCGGCCGCCCCCGGUUCACUCAGGAUCAACCACGCCAACCACACCGGCUCCAAUCACACCUACCUGAAAAACGCCUACGGCAAGCCGAAGCUCUGCGAGCCUGAAGAGGAACUUCUGCAGCAGUUCAAACGAGAGGAGGUGUCUCCGACGGGGAGUUUCAGUGCUCACUACCUGUCGAUGUUCCUCCUAACUGCCGCCUGCUUGUUUUUCCUAAUCUUGGGACUGACUUACCUAGGAAUGAGAGGGACGGGAGUACCCGAGGACGGAGGACUCAUAAAAAACCCCUUUGAUGAAACAUUUGGAAAAAUACAAGAAAGUGAAAAAAAUCUUUUGAUGAGCACAUUGUACAAACUUCAUGAUCGGUUGGCCCAGAUCGCAGGAGAUCAUGAAUGUGGCAGUUCUAGUCAAAGGAUGCUUUCUGUCCAAGAAGCAGCUGCAUAUUUAAAAAAUUUAGGUCCUGAGUAUGAAGAUGUAUUUAAUACUUCAUUGCUGUGGAUUUUUAAAAAUGGGAAAGAUGUUGGAAUAAGGUGUGUUGGUUAUGGGCCCGAGGAAGACCUGACAAAUGUCACUGAUGUGCAGUUUUUGCAGUCCACCAGACCCCAGAUGCCGUUCUGGUGCCGUUUCCGGCGUGCUUUCAUUACUGUGACCCAUAGGUUACUGUUGUUAUGUUUAGGUGUAGUGAUGGUGUGUGUUGUUCUCCAUUAUAUGAAAUACCGCUGGACUAAGGAGGAGGAGGAAACACGGCAGAUGUAUGAUAUGGUGGUGAAGAUUAUAGAUGUUUUACGAAGCCAUAAUGAAGCCUGCCAGGAAACUAAAGACUUACAACCUUACAUGCCUAUUCCACAUGUUCGAGAUUCCUUAAUACAGCCGCAUGACAGGAAAAAGAUGAAGAAAGUCUGGGACCGAGCUGUUGACUUCCUUGCUGCUAAUGAGUCUAGAGUCCGCACCGAGACUCGAAGGGUAGGCGGUGCGGACUUUCUAGUCUGGCGCUGGAUCCAGCCUUCUGCAUCUUGUGACAAGACAUUAGUUAUACCCUCUAAAGUAUGGCAAGGUCAAGCAUUUCAUUUAGAUAGAAGAAAUUCACCACCAAAUAGUUUGACUCCGUGUUUAAAGAUUCGAAAUAUGUUUGACCCAGUUAUGGAAAUAGGAGAUCACUGGCAUCUGGCAAUUCAAGAAGCAAUCUUAGAGAAGUGCAGCGAUAAUGACGGCAUUGUUCAUAUUGCUGUAGACAGAAACUCCCGUGAGGGUUGUGUGUAUGUUAAAUGUUUGUCUCCGGAAUAUGCUGGGAAGGCUUUCAAAGCACUGCAUGGCUCUUGGUUUGAUGGAAAGUUGGUUACAGUAAAAUACUUACGACUAGAUAGAUACCACCACCGCUUUCCCCAGGCCCUCACUUGCAACAGCCCCUUGAAGCCGUCAAACAAACAUAUGAACUCUAUGUCUCACCUGCGCCUGCGGACUGGCCUAGCUAAUUCUCAAGGAAGUUCCUGAAAAGAUGUCUUCACUCCUAGGAUUGUUAAUUUACAUAGGAAAAUUCCCAUUUGGCUUCCUGUCUUCCUUUUAAAAUGCUUUUUGUAUGUAAUAUUUUUAUUGCUGAAGACAGCUGUUUGAAAGUUCCGGAAAUCUUAAGGUUCCAAAGGGAUUUAUUUAGCAGUAAGGCGGUGACGCUGAGUAGGUAGAAUAAUUGUUUUCUUCAGUUUUGGAGCUCAGUCAAGCCAGUGCGUUUGAAGUUGUGCAUGAGGAACACUGACUUACAGUGUUAUGCUGGUUAUAUUUUUGCACCAAGAAGUGUUUAUAUAACCACGUAAAAGCAUGGCGAAGCAGCUUUUUUUGUAUUUCCAUAAUUUGUAAACUAAUGUGAAUUUUUGUAUACAGUAAGCUGCAUAGUUCCUUACAGGCUAUUGUGGUAAAACUGUUCAUUUCCCACUUUAACCUUAGGUUUCUAUUGCUUGUAAAAGGUUCAUUUGCUGCAGCUGGAAUAUGGGGAAAUUGAUUUGGUUUUAAUGGUUCCAUACAUGUGUAAGUGGUUGUACAUGUACUUACAUUGGCUUUUGUGUAUAUGUAUAAAUGCUGAUGGCAGUGAAAGGCUUGUUGUGUGAGAAUGUCUGCAUUAGCAGUAAAAUAAGCUUUCUAUUUUAUUCAUAAUCUAAUCUGUGUGUGUAUAUAUAUAUAUAUAUGUGUAUGUAUGUGCGUAACUGUGUGUUUAUGUACAUAUGUAAGUGUACAUAUGUACAUAUCCACACAGAUAUAUACAUAUGGCUGUACAGUCAUAGAUGAUCAAGCAGCCAAAUACCUGGAAGUAUUAGAUACAUGUUUAAAAUAUCUUUUAUAGAUUUUAUAUAAAAAUACCCAAGUAUGGUUUCGUGUGGAAGUUCUGGCACCAGCUGUAAUGAGUUCAAAUUUAUGUGAGCAAUAAAGAAGCAAUUGGCAGAUACUGGAAAAUAUUUUGUGAAAAGCUGUAUUUAUUAUAAAUACUGGGACUGACAGAACUAAAGGGAUUAUGUCAUUUCCCAGUCUGUUUAUAGCUUAAAGAAAUGUUAGCUCCUGUUCUAUGUCCAGUGCAAAACAGGGUGCAUUGUUACAGCAAAUGUACUAGACAAAUUAUCCUUGGAAUGUUGGGCCAUGCAAGUCUGCAGUGUAGGUCCUGCACGAAUGACCAUUGUUUUGUGCCUCAGUGUUUAUUUCAGUAAAGCUACUUUAUUACUGUUUAUGAUUUCAGUUCAAAAUAGUUACUGAUCAAGGUUUACUUGUAACCUAAAAAUCUGGCUUUUUGAGAAACAGCCUGCUGGAGAGAUCACCGUUGGUCCAAGUGAAGACGAGAGACAGCUGGAGUUACAGGGAUCUCAGUCCAUAUUUUAAGUUGAGUUUCCUUUCUGUUGUGGAUGUUGGUUUGCAGCAUGAGCCUGCACAGAUAAUACAGGCUUUCUGCUUAAGUAAACGUGAUGCACACUGUUCUGUAACAGAGAACCCUUGUGCCUUACCUGUGUCCUCCUGUGGGCACCGUGUUUAUGAAGAAUACAUGAUUUGUUAUCAGUCAAUGUCUCAGAUGCUAAUGUGUUAAAAUAUAAAUAUAUAUAAUAUAUAAAGUAACCAAUCUUUGUGUAUUUUAUGUGCAUCAUAGUUGAUUUAUUUGAGCUUAGUGACACAAUCUUGUAACCUGUUGCAAGAGUGAAUGUAAAAUAUAAGUUGUGGCAUUUAAACAGGUCACCUUUUGAUGCAGAUGCAUCUUUUUCUUGCUUCUAAGAUAUAUUUCAUGUAAACACUGUACAUUUAUUAUUGUAAAUUAUAUACUAUUAUGCAGCUUACUUUACCUGGAACUCUUAAGCCGACCAAGAGUUCUCCCUGUAAGACAGACGGGAAUGUGUAUAAUAAUUAGGUAUUGGAGAAGUUCUGCUUCGAUGUAAUUUGUUUCUUGUUCUGUUUAAAAAAGAAGGAAAACAUUCUAAUUAAAAAUUUAUUAGGUUUUUUAAAAAA
Grammomys surdaster is the source of this 4797-nucleotide messenger RNA. It is a transcript of the gene Lemd3, whose product is annotated as LEM domain containing 3. Bases 1 to 2814 code for a protein of 937 amino acids. Lineage: Eukaryota; Metazoa; Chordata; Mammalia; Rodentia; Muridae. The record is from RefSeq and is a predicted model, not a curated record. Gene Ontology annotation, biological process: nuclear envelope organization; negative regulation of BMP signaling pathway. Gene Ontology annotation, cellular component: nuclear inner membrane. The transcript is spliced from 13 exons. Gene Ontology annotation, molecular function: chromatin DNA binding.